Molecule: messenger RNA, 8628 nt
Organism: Pantherophis guttatus
Lineage: Eukaryota; Metazoa; Chordata; Lepidosauria; Squamata; Colubridae
Source: RefSeq, a predicted model, not a curated record
AGACAUUCAUUCUCCGUUCCCAGUAGAGCGCUCGCCGAGGCGGCUUUCGGCCGCUCCCCCACCUCCCUCUUCCCAGCAUUCCAAGCGGCGGAUAUCGAAAAGAGAUUGUCUCCAGGGUUCGAGUGCUGUAUCUUUCUCACAUAUCAGCAUUGUCAGAAGUAAAUGAAUAUUCAGGAUGGCACCUAUUUUGGAAUGGAAGAAAAUUAUGAGAGUAGAUCCUGAUGCUUUGCCUCGUCAGGAGGAACUAGCAGAUAGUUUGCUUGAGACUGUGGCCAAGGUUGAUGGUAAUGCUUUGAAAGAUGAGACUCCUGCACAUUUAAUUCAGCUUUUUAAAAUUUCUCAAUCACUAAUGAAGAUGAAAAAUCAAGAAGUAGAACUGGCUCUAGAAGAAGUUGAGAAAGCUGGAGAAGAGCAAGCUAAAUUUGAAAAUCAAUUAAAAACUAAGGUGAUGAAGCUAGAAAAAGAAUUAGAGAUAGCACAGCGAUCCACUGGAAGCCGUGAUACUCGAUUUCUGCGCGAUGAAAUUCGCCAAUUGGAAAAACAAUUGUCACAAAAAGACAGAGAAUUAGCAGACAUGGAAAAGGACCUAGACAAAGAGAAGAAAGUUAAUGAACAGUUUACUCUUCGAAAUGAAGAAACAGAAAAUGAAAACAGCAAAUUAAGAAGAGAGAAUGAGCAGCUUCGUCAGGAUGUUAUUGACUAUCAGAGACAAUUAGAAACACAAAAGGAAACACUUCUCUCAAGAAAAGAAGACUCAGAUUACAGGUCACAGUUAUCAAAAAAGAAUUUUGAGCUUGUUCAAUACCUAGAUGAAAUUCAGAAUUUGACAGAAGCUAAUGAAAAGUUAGAAGCACAAAACCAGGAAAUGAGAAAAAAUUUAGAAGAAUCUGUGCAAGAAAUGGAGAAUAUGACUGAUGAAUACAAUAAAAUGAAAUUUAUGGUGCAACAGUCUGAUAUUGCCAUGGACCAGCUAAGAAAGGAAAAAGAGCAAUAUAGACUACAGGUGCGUGAGCUGACAGAGCAACUUAAAGCAAAGAAUGAAGAAGAUGACCCACUUAUGGCAGCUGUAAAUGAAAAAGUGGAGGAGUGGAAGAGAAUUUUGGCUUCCAAAGAUGAUGAAAUAAUUGAAUAUCAGGAAAUGCUGUUGACUCUGAAAGAGAAGCUGAAAAUGGCCCAGUUGGAUGCUGACAAGAGCAAUGUUCUUGCCCUCCAGCAGGGUGUUCAAGAAAGAGAUAGUCAGAUCAAACUGCUCACUGAACAGAUUGAACAAUAUACAAAGGAGAUGGAGAAAAAUGUAUUGAUCAUUGAGGAUAUGAAAAGAGAACUCCAGAAAGAUAAAAGCAGGCUAUCGAUUACUCAACAGGAUCGUAUUGGGGAAAUGCAAGGAAAGUUAGAGAUGCUGGAAGAGAAAGUCAAGGAUAGUGAAAGGACAGCAGAACUUGCAGAAGCAGAUGCAAGAGAAAAGGACAAAGAACUUAUUGAAACUCUGAAGCGAGUGAAAGAUUAUGAAACUGGAAUAUAUGGCCUGGAAGAUGCUGUUGCUGAAAUAAAAGGUUUAAAAAAACAACUCAAAAUAAGAAAUAGUGAAAUUGAAACAUUAAUUAAAGAAGUUAAUAAACUUGAAUUUAAAAUCAAUGAUCUUCUUGAUGAAAAUGAAGAUCUUCGGGAACAGCUAGGGCUUGAUCCAAAAACAAUGAUUGAUUUAACUGAACUGAAAAAUAGCAAAGCAUUAAAACAACAACAAUACAAAGCUGAAAAUCAAGUCCUGCUGAAAGAGAUUGAAAGAUUAGAAGAAGAAAGAGUUACCCUGAAACAACAAAUCCGUAAAUUGGCUCAGGAGAAAGGAAGAAGAGCUGCAACUUUAGGACUGGAUGCAGAUGAUCUACAGCUGAUUGAUACUUUUACUGAAGAUUUAAAGAUGAAAAGAGAGAGAUCUGAGUUAAUGAAUACAUCUAACUUUGAUAAACUUAAAACAAAGGUACAAGUGGAAGAUAACAGUGAUAGUUCUAAGGCUUUUACAGUAGAUGAGUAUUACAGUUCACUAGAGCAAACAUCCACAGAAAUUCUAGGGACAGCUUUAUGUUCAGUCAGCAAUAAGAAUUCGAACAGCGCAGAUUGUCCAGUUUCAUUUUCUGUGCUGGAAAGAACUGAAAGGGCUGAUAAAAAGUAUAUACGAAGAGAGGAAAGGGAGAUGAAGAAAACAGAAGCUUCUUGUCACAUCCAAAUGCCAUUGUGCUCUGUACAGAAAUCACUCUUGGAUUUUCAGGAAGGGCUGCCAUCUUCUCUGCUCAGGAAGCCUAUAUCAUCCUAUAUAGUGCAGGAAAUCCUAUUAAAAAACGAGGAAGACAAUUCUGAAAUAAAAUUGAUGGAUUUGAGAACAGAUUUGCAAGACACCGGCAAAAACCUAUAUUUUUCAGAAUCAUGGCCAGUAGAGCUCUUGGAAGGAGAAUAUGGUCAGUCUUUGAAGGCAUAUCAGGUAGAUCGAGUUGAAAAUCUCAUAAGACAGCUGAGGAGUGAAAUAAUGUUUCUUAGGUCAGAGAAUGAGCAGAUAUUAAGAGACUUGUUCGCCAAGAACACACUGAAUAAAAAUGCAGAGCUAGAGUUUGAAAGAUGCAAGAGCCAGAAAUUUGAGAAUGACUAUCUUGCCAAAGAAUUAAAUGAACGAGAAAAAGAUUUGGAACAAAACAGGAUUGUAAUAAUGAAAUUGAAAUCCAAUUUGAAAGAGUUGGUACAAGAAAACAAGCACCUUCAACAAGGCAUGAAAGAAAUUUUACAAGCGAUAAAGGAUUUGCAAAAAGAUCCAGGUGUGAAAGAUGGAGAAAGUGCUCUUAUGAUUCCUAGUCUGGAGCGGUUAGUAAAUGCAAUUGAAUUAAAGAAUGCAGAAGGACCUUUUGAUGCCAGCUUGCAUUUGAAGGCCCAAGUGGACCAACUGACAGGCCGAAAUGAAGAAUUGCGCAAAGAAUUGAGAGAAUCUCGGAAAGAAGCAGUAAACUUUUCUAACCAGCUAGCUAAAGCAAGUACAAAAAUUGCAAAUCUAGAAAAUGAAAUUGAUAUGCUGAAAAAAUCAGAAGGUGGCAACAUAGUAUUUAAAUCACCAAAUCUUCCAGAAGGGAUGUCUCCUUCUAGUCUGAACAUAAUUAAUUCCCAGAAUGAAUAUUUAAUACACCUUUUUCAGGAAUUUGAAAACAAAGAACAGCUCUUCAAAAAAUUAGAAGAGGCAAUAGAAGAAUAUAAGAGAAAAUUUGCAGUUAUCCGCCAUCAACAAGGCUUGCUGUAUAAAGAAUAUCAAAGUGAAAGGGAACACUGGAAAGUUGCUAAUGAGAAAAUACUACAAGAAAAGAAAAGAUUGGAGUAUCAAAAGGAGGAAGAUGAUAUAAAAAUAAAGGAAUAUACUGAUUUAUUGGAUGCGCUUGAAAAGGAUACUGAUGAUACUAAACAACUAUUUACAGAUUAUAGUAGAAAAAUAACUGUUCUGAAAGUCAAUGAAAGAUCAAUAACAAGACAAUACACAACAUUACUUGAAAUGGAAAGGCAUCUUCGCAAAGAAAAUGAGAAAAUGAAGACUGAGAUGAUAUCAAUGGAGGUGACAGUUCGAGAGAAGAUUGGAUCUUUGCAAAGGUUCAAAGAAAUGGCAACUUUCAAGAUAGCAGCAUUGCAAAAAGCAUUGGAUGAUAGUGUACCUCUAAAUGACCUUGAAAUGGCUAAUAAACAAUAUAAUGAGUUAACUGCUAAAUACAGGGAUAUGCUUCAAAAAGAUAACUUGCUUAUUCAAAGAACAAACAAUGUGGAACACCUAGAGCAUGAGAACACAUCUCUGAAAAAUCAGAUAGAAUCCUUAAAUAAGGAACUAGAAAUUACAAAAGAGAAACUUCAUACAAUUGAACAAGCCUGGGAACAAACAGCAAAACUUGGAGACAGAGCUACAGACAAAGCUACAAAGGCCAUAACCAACAGUGAGAUUGUUUCUAUUUCUAAGAAAAUUACUAUGCUUGAAAUGAAGGAACUAAAUGAACGACAGAGAGCAGAGCAUUGUCAGAGAAUGUAUGAACACCUACGAAAUACAUUAAAACAAGCAGAAGAACGUAACUUUGAAUUGGAAACAAAAUUUGCUGAGCUUACAAAAAUCAACCUUGAAGCACAGAAGGUAGAACAGUCAUUGCGAGAUGAACUGUCAAACAGUGUGAGUAAAGGAAUAAGUGAGGUGGAUAAACGUCGAAUAAUGGAACUAGAGAAAAGUGAAACUGAACUCAAGAUUGAGAUAUCAAAGUUAAAGGAACUUUCUGAUAUUGCUAAGACACAAGUUACUGCAUUGGAGAAUCGGCAACAAUCAAGAGAUAAAGAAGUGGAAUCACUCAGAAUGCAGAUUUUGGACUAUCAGGUACAGUCAGAUGAAAAAACACUUAUUGCAAAAUUACAUCAGCAUAUUGUGGCCCUUCAGGUUAGUGAGGCUACAGCUAUAACUAAAUUGGCAGCUGCAACAUCAAAACUUCAGAAGACAGAGAUCGCUAACAUGCGCUUAGAGCAAAAAUUGGAUGACAAGGAGCAAGCAUUAUAUUAUGCCAGACUUGAAGGGAAGAAUAGAGUCAAACAUUUACGCCAAACUGUUCAGUCAUUACGGAGGCAAUUUAGUGGUGCUUUGCCCCUAGCUCAACAGGAGAAGUUCUCCAAGACUAUGAUUCAGCUGCAGAAUGACAAACUUAAAACUAUGGAAGAUAUCCAGCAAGCUCAGCAAGAACGUCGAAAUGCAGAGAACAGAGCAGUGGAGUUGGAGAUGAAAUUAAAAGGAAUAGAAGAACUAGUAGCCACUUUAAAAGACGCAAGAGGAGCCCAAAAGGUAAUUGAGUGGCAUGUGAAAAUUGAAGAACUUCGCCUCCAAGAACUUAAACUAAAUCGUGAAUUAUCCAGGAAAAAUGAGGAGAUUAAAUAUUUAAAAAAUAUCCUCUCUGAAUAUGAACAGACAAUCAAUCAUUUGGAAGAAGAAAUUGUUCAGCAGGGCCAGUUCCAUGAGGAGCGACAGAUGGCCUGGGAUAAAAGAGAAGUAGAAUUAGAACGUCAGCUGGAUAUAUAUGACAGUCAGAAACAGGACAUAUUAAGUACAGCUCAGAAGUUUAACGAAGCUGCAGGUACAGUUCCAGAUCCUAGCUUGUCUCUUCCACAUCAGCUUGAGCAAGCUCUUAAAACAGUUAGAGAACAAAGUCGAACAAUUCUGGAAAUGCAAGCCACCUGCAGAUCUGUAGAAGAGAAGCUAAAAGAAAAGGAAGCUGCUUUGUGGAAAGCAGAGCAAAACAUCUUGUCACGAGAUAAAGUCAUCAAUGAAUUAAGACUGCAAUUGCCAGCAUCAUCCGAGAGAGAGAAAUUGGUAGCGCAGCUAGAUCAAAUUGAUGAUAAUACCCACCCCCAUGCUCUGAAAAUUGCACACCAGACCAUUGCAAAUAUGCAAGCUAGAUUAAAUCAGAAAGAAGAAAUUCUGAAAAAGUACCAACAUCUUUUGGCCAAAGCACGAGAGGAACAAGAAGAAAUUGCAAAGAAACAUGAAGAGGACCUCAGAGUUCUGCAUCAGAAAUUAGAUGUACAUGUUGACAGUUCCUUUAAUAAAUUCAAGCAAACAGCUUUAGAGUUGAUUCAAAAGCCUUCUUUAGCCGUUCCGGCAAGUAAACAUUUAAUUCAUCUGGCAGAACUGGAACAAACUAUAGCAGAACAGGACAGCUCCCUUAAUUCCCUUCUCAGCAAAUUAAAGAAAACAUCAUCUGACUUACAGAAGCAAAAGCAGAUAACUGCAGUAAAAAUAAAUGAGUUUGAUAACAUCAGGGCCGAGCUUGAGGAGAAGCAUCAAUGUAGAGUUAAAAAAUUGCAAGAUGAAAUAGAAGAAUUAAGGAGUUUAUUGUCAAAAAUGGGAAAAGAAUUACUGAAUAUAAAAAGUGAGUUGGAGAUACAAAGACAAGCAAAUAAUAGGUCUCCAACAACUACAAUGAAGAAUCUAGUGGAACGACUAAAGAAUCAGCUAGCUUUAAAAGAGAAGCAACAAAAAGCUUUGAGCAAGGCACUUCUGGAACUCCGAGCAGAAAUGACAGCAGCUGCAGAGCAACAGAUAAUUUCUGUAGCAUCACAAAAGGAGGCACAUAUGAAUGUUCAGCAAAUUGUUGACAAGCACACAAAGGAAUUGAGGAGUCAGAUUGAAGAUUUGAAUGACCAACUGUUGAAACUAAAAGAUGCUCUUAAAUUAAGCAAAAAUAAAGAGAAUUCUAUGUUAGAUGAUAUGGAUAAUUUAAAUCAAGAACUUCAGAAAAAAAUGAAAGCCUACACUAAAGUUCUAAGGGAGAAAGAUGAUAUGGAAAAAGAGAAUGAAGAACUGAAAAAGCAGAAUAAAAGAUUAACCAGUUCAAUUCAGGGCAAGGCUGAUGAGCAAACUCUAAUAGAUGAACUUCAAAGAAAAAUAAAAAGAAUGGAAACAGAGCUUGGAAAGAAGAGUGAUGAAUCAGAAAAAAAGAAUCCAAGAGAAGACAAGAGCCCAAGGGAAGAAUUAAUUAAAUGGGAGGAAUGUAAAAAAUGGCAGACCAAAGCUGAUGGGAUGAGAAACAAGCUGAAAGAAAAAGAAAAGGAGAUAGAAUCCCUAAGCAAACAGCUUAACACAAUAAAGGAACUUUUUUCCAAGGCUGAAAAAGAAAAAAAUACUUUGCAGAAGAAACUCAAAAGCUGCAGUAUCACUGUUGAUCAUGUUAUGGGAGUCAGAGCAUCUGAAUCAGAGCGAGAAUUAGAAGAGCUUCGUAAACAAAAUAUGGAUCUGGAGAAUGAGAUUGUUCACCUGAAAACACAAUAUGCUGUCCCUCGAGAUACUGUUAUAGAAGAUUUGCACUUAAAAAACAGAUAUCUACAAGAAAAACUACUAGUACUAGAGAAACAGCUUCCCCGAGACACUUGUUCAAGGCCAUCAACAUCAGGGAUAGGAUCAGAUGAUCAACAUCAAAAAGAACAAGAGCUUCAAAAGGAGAAUCUAAUAUUGUCAUCUGAAAAUAUGGAGUUACGAUUCCAGUUAGAACAAGCCAAUAAGGACUUGCCAAGAUUAAAGAAUCAAGUAGCUGAUUUAAAAGAAAUGUGUGAGCUCCUGAAGCGAGAAAAGGGUGAAGUUGAGCGGAAAUUGGGCAAUGUCAGAGGGGCUGGAAGAAGUGGGAAAACAAUUCCAGAAUUAGAGAAAACAAUUGGCUUGAUGAAAAAAGUUGUAGAGAGAGUCCAAAGAGAAAAUGAAGAGCUAAAAAGGGCCCCUGGAGUAGUCUCUAAUGAAAAAGUUGCCAGACUUGAGCAAGAAAAUGAGGAUUUAAGGUCUGAAAUGGAAAAACUGAAACUUCAGUUUGGAAGUGAAUUAAGUGCACGAUAUGAACUGAAGACUAAAGGCACAGAAAAAAUCAUUGCUGAAAAUGACAGAAUACGUAAAGAGCUGAAAAAGGAAGUAGAAAAUUCAGAAAAAUUGCGAAUGGCAAAGAAUAACCUUGAAAUAAUAAAUGAGAAACUGAAUGUGGAAUUGGAAGAGACAACAAAGAAAUUAAACUUAGCAGAAAGCAGAAUCCCAAAACUUGAAGACACUGACACCAAGAAUUGGAAAUCCAUAGUUAUAACAAGGAUGUUUGAAAAUAAAUUCAAAGAAAUGGAAUCUGAAAUUGCCAGAAAAAACCAAACCAUUAGUGAUCUUAAACAGAAAUUACAAAAGCCAACAGAGAGUGGAGAUAAACAUGAAAAUGGUACUGAAGACUAUAUUAAAGAACAAGCUGAGGUUCUCAUAAGUGUUCCUGAGGGUACCAGAACAGAGCAAGAAUAUGUCAGAGAAAAUCAACUUCUCAGAUUAACUAAUGAUCGUUUGGAAAAGGAAAAAGGAGAACUAAUUUACUUGAUGGAAUCAUCUCAAAAUCAAAGAAAACUUAAAGGAGAUGACCUUGGAGCUGGGAAGACUGGAAACUACAGACUAGUGGCAGAAGUAACAGAUCUCAAGACACAGCUUAAAUCUUCCGAUUUGGAACAACAGCGACUUCAUGAAGAAAUCAAAAAGCUUAAAAAUGAAUUGGACCACUUUGAUCCAGCCUUUUUUGAGGAAAUCGAAGAUUUAAAAUAUAACUAUAAUGAAGAAGUUAAAAAGAAUAUUGUCUUAGAAGAGAAAUUGAAAACACUUUCUGAAAAAUUUGGAGUUCAAGUAGACAUUCCAGGUAGAAUUUCUAUUGACUAAAUAAUACUUGAAGAAACAUUUCCAAGAAACUUGCCAAUACUGUGUAUUUAGAGAUAAAUGAAAUAUCUGACAUGGAAAAUGAAGACAAGCAUGUUCAUGAGUGAGGUAUUUUUUUCCCCACUUAUUUUAAACUCAAUAAAAUGCAGGUUAUAAUUUUUAUACAGUUUCUUUCAAGUCUUAACAAAGUGCCUGCCUCAUUAAUCUGGUUUAGUACUUCCACAAGUUUAAAGACGAAAGAAAGAUUAAAGGAACUAUAAUAAUGUAAAAUUGCUAGUUUUUUAAUUGUACUAAUUUAUUAGUAUAUUUAUUUUUCUAUGUUUGAAUAAUAUAUGAAUUGUGUAUAAAGCAAUAUGCUACAUUCCUAAUUUAAAAUGUUUAAGAUAAGUUAUGUUGAAUAAAAGAGUUACAAACUUCAA